UUAUGCUACAUCUUCUGCCGGUUCCUUCUUCGCUGGACACGUAUCAAAUAAAAAUUCAGAUCCAGCAGUUCCUGUCAAAAAUAAUUUCUCAUUUCGGUGACCAUCUUGGCGACCAGCCUGUGACCGUGUUCCGUCGUCGUCUGAGGGAAAUUCUUGUCGUCCGACAUGCCUGUCACAUCGCGAUGGAUUUCUUGCCUUAUCGUGCUGAUUGCCUCGUUCUCUUUGGGCAAGGUGACGACACAAAACUCUUCGGCGAACAAAAACACGUUGGUUUUGUUAGAUAACCUGGCAAUAAAAGAGACUCAUUCAAUGUUCUUCAGGAAAUUGCAAGAUUCUGGCUAUCAGCUAACGUUCAAGAUGGCAGAUGAUGCUGGCCUGAGUUUAAAAAAGUACGGGAUGUGGCUCUAUCAAAAUGUCAUCCUUUUUGCACCUGGGACGGAUGAGUUCGGAGGAGACUUGAACCCAGAGGCUGUGGCCGAGUUUGUGGAUCAUGGUGGAAAUAUUCUUAUCGCUGCAAGUCCUGCAAGCGGAGAUGCUGUGCGAGAUUUGGCUGCUGAAUUUGGUGUUGAGCUUGAUGAUCCAGGGUCCUAUGUUAUAGACCAUCUCAAUUUUGAUGCCAAUAUUGAUUCUGGAAGGCAUACAGUGGUUUCUGUGGACCCUAAAAAUUUGAUUGAAGCCGAAAUUCUAGUCGGAUCUUCAAAUUCAGAAGCAAUUUUGUAUGAAGGGGCAAGCUUACUGCUGGAUCCGGAUAAUCCAUUGGUUUUGGAAAUUUUGACUGCAUCAAGCACUGCUUAUUCGUAUGAUCCAGAGAAAGAAAUCUCCGAGUAUCCUCACACUGUUGGAAAAAAUACUGUACUUGUUGCCGGACUUCAAGCAAGAAACAAUGCUCGCGUAAUUUUCUGUGGAUCUUUGGAUUUGUUUUCUGACAAGUAUGCAGUGGCAACUGCACAAAGGGGUGGCAAGAAUGUCAAAUAUGGCAACGAAAAACUGGCGACGGCUCUUGCUCAGUGGGUUUUCAAAGAAAAGGGAGUUCUCAGGUUAAGCAACGUGACGCAUCACAAGGCUGGCGAGAAGAAUGCUCCUGCCGCCUACACCAUUACCGAAGAUGUGGUGUACAAUGUCGUCCUCGAAGAAUUGAAAGAUGGGUCGUGGACCGGAUACAAUGGAAACGAUGUGCAGCUCGAAUUCGUUCGUAUUGACCCAUUCGUUAGAACCACUUUGACCAAAGUUGCUGGGAACAAAGCCGGCCUCUACGAAGCCAAGUUCAAAAUUCCAGACGUUUAUGGAGUUUUCCAAUUUAAGAUUGAUUAUCACAGAAAAGGUUACACGUUUCUGUCGAGCACAACACAAGUAUCUGUCCGACCCCUACAGCACACUCAGUAUGAGAGAUUCAUUCCAAGUGCUUACCCAUACUAUGCAGGUGCCUUUUCUAUGAUAGGUGGAGUAUUUAUUUUCUCUUGCGUAUUCCUCCAUUAUCGAGAAAAGGAUAAGAGUGAUUAAAAAGUCUAAGUCGUUUUAAAGAUGAUACUGCGCAAAUCCCCAUUUUUGAAUGAAUGUUACUUAUUAUUAUGAAAUUAUCACUUAUUGUAUGUAGCAAUAAUAUUUCUUCUGUGUGUACUUCUGGUAUCUUUUUAUAUUAAUUGAAAUUAAUUGAAAUGAAUGGAACGAUGUAUAAAUUAUUGUGUCGUCUCACUGACAAAAAUGGUAAGUCUGCUAGAUAUCAAAAAAAAAUUGUUGAUUAAAAAUCGUUUAUUAAGAAAA
Molecule: messenger RNA, 1761 nt
Organism: Folsomia candida
Lineage: Eukaryota; Metazoa; Arthropoda; Collembola; Entomobryomorpha; Isotomidae
Gene: Ost48
Product: dolichyl-diphosphooligosaccharide--protein glycosyltransferase 48 kDa subunit
Exons: 7
Coding region: 166-1500 (444 amino acids)
Cellular component (GO): endoplasmic reticulum membrane; oligosaccharyltransferase complex
Source: RefSeq, a predicted model, not a curated record